Dichotomopilus funicola is the source of this 1038-nucleotide messenger RNA. RefSeq lists its product as uncharacterized. Lineage: Eukaryota; Fungi; Ascomycota; Sordariomycetes; Sordariales; Chaetomiaceae. The record is from RefSeq and is a predicted model, not a curated record. The transcript has 2 exons. The coding region runs from base 1 to 1038 and encodes 345 amino acids.
AUGGCUAGCCUGGAUUCCCUUCUCGACAAGCACCACCGCGACUUGGAUCGCGCGGUCCAGAAUGUCCUCGGCACGGGGCGGGCCUUGGACACAUAUGGCCAGAUCGCCGACGGCCUGCCGCUCGCCAGUGUCGUCUACGACCACUACGGCCAGGGCAGAUUCUACCUGGACCAUCCCAUUUCUCGCCAUACGUCUCUCUGUCCUGGUGCCAGGGACACUGCGCAGGACUUCUUGUGCGAGUUUGCAGAUCUCGGCAUGCUGAACUUUGACGUCGAGCUUCUCCAGGCGUACCAGUCUACCUCGCCCGGCUCUCGCAGCUUCCACUGCCGUCUCAUCGAGCUGGUCGCCGUCACCGUCCACAGGCUGGCCGUCCUCCUCUUCCAGCGAGACUACCGCCUUCACGACGACGUCUGCAAGACGACCGGCGGCGACCCGCUUUACACGAUCGACCUGGUGACCUCGUGGGAGUCAGACCUGCAACUCCCGAACCUAGCGAGACGACAGCCGGGCCCGACCCUGUUCAGCCACCCGUGGUACAACGCUCGCAAUCAGUAUCCGGACGGGCUCGCCGACAUCGUCGGCUACUGGGCCGAGAAUACGCUGCUCGGCGGCGUCGUCCUCUUUGACCGGUCCGAGCCGUGCGGCAGCAGCUCCUCGGACGACGGGGAGCCGAACGUUUAUCUUCACUCGGACCACGCCAAGGUCACUUUCAGGAUCUGGCAGCUGCUGGACGAGCAGCAGCAAGCCUUGGUUGAUUUCCUCGUCUCGCCCUCCGGGCCCUCCUCCCCAGCUACGACAGCAACAGACGGGCCUAGGACUCAUAAUGCUUCUUGCCCCUUUCCGUUGUUGGCGUCUGAUAGGAACUUGAAGCGGUUUAACCCCGCGGCCGCCACGGUGCACAAAGUGUAUAGAGACCUCUGGGAGCGGCCGCGGGGGGGCGGUUGGGAAGGGGGCCAUUGUGUCCUUAGUCCGCUAGAUUACCCGGAGCUUUUUCGAUCACGGCCCACUCGGAUAGUCAGACUCACUGGCAAUGAAUGA